Molecule: messenger RNA, 9184 nt
Organism: Chilo suppressalis (striped riceborer)
Lineage: Eukaryota; Metazoa; Arthropoda; Insecta; Lepidoptera; Crambidae
Source: the annotation of a GenBank genome assembly
GCCUAGAGCAAGUCUAGAGGUUACACCGCUAGAGGGCGCCGUUGUGUGUCGCAAAAAUGUUAAAAUCUCUUGAAAAUGAUAAAUACAGUUUUACAAAAUGUUAGAACAUUAGUUAUGUUGUAAAAAUAGCGUAACAUUAUGAUUUAUUAGGUAGGUGGUGUUAAUUUUAUAAAGUACGGGGUGAAUAGUGGUUUCAGUGUAUAAAAGUCGUAAGACUUGUGUCAUCUGAUUGCUGUUCCUUCAAGAUGGCUCCUCCGCCGGAAUAUGAUAAGGAACCGAAAGCCCCGGAUAAAACUGCCCCAGUAAUCAUUAAUGAAGACACAAAAUUAAUCAACAGUUUAAACGACCAACAAACAAAAUCGGAUCACAAAACGACCAAUACUGCCACCAACAGUGAAGGCGAGAAAAGUAAAGCGGAUAAUAGUGUUGAGAACCUUGACGACGGGCGGCUACGAGCGUUGCUCGACGAGGCUAUCACAUACAAGUGUCCUAAGGAUAGGGAAGGAAAAAGCGAUCUAUUUAAGAAUCUCCUGGAGGAGGCGGAACAAGACGACCAAGCAUCGGAGGCGGUGGCGCGCGCAUCCAGCGGCGGCGCCCGCGUGCGCAGGGGCGCGGGGCGGCGAGCGCUCGCGCACUCCAACUCGCUGCAGGACCUGGUGGCGGCCGCGCUGGCUGCCGAGCCUGCGCCGCGCCGGCCCCGCCCGCACGCGUCCGUGUCCGCGCGGGCCACGCACGGCGGUAGUCUGCCUUCCGGAGUCGACACGUCGUUCCUGCUAGGUGAGGAGCCGACGCGCGCCGGCUACUUGGCCACGGUGCGUUGCGUCAACCCGCCGCCCUUCGCCGAGCGUCGCGUGUCCGCCUCCGACGCCAACUGCCCCGCAGAAAUCGAGCUGUUGCACAGAAGGAGUAAGCCAGUGUUCCCGGUCACAUACACGGCACGCGCCACUCUCGAAAUCGGCAGCGGCAGCGUGAGCUCGGGCCGCGCGGUCACCACCACUACCGCGUCCAAUCAGGUGCGUACCCCCGCCCCGGCACUCCCAAACCGCAACCAAACCAGACUCAUGAACGCUUUGCACCGCCCCACCGACUCCCAAGUCGUUAAACGCUUCGAGUGUGAACCGCGCGGCCCGCGACUGCAACACGAUAUAGACAUGUUCAGAAUCUCCUGGACAGAUAUCACUGCGAGAUACGCACCUGAGAAGGAAACGCAGGAAGCUUUAGAGCUCACCUCUCAAAAACAUUCUACUGGAAUUGGAACGGCGUUACUAGGCCUAGAACAUGACAAGAAAACAGCGACUACCAGUAAAAAGAGGGAAACUUCCGCCCAAAACAUGUCUACUGGAAAUACAACUGCCAUACACACUCGCAAAUCAUGCCUAGAGCAAGAUAAGAAAACAGCGACGACCAGUGAAAAGAGGGAAACUUUUGCUCAAAUCGCGUCUCCUGGAAAUGCAACUGCAAUAAUCACUCGCAAAUCAAGCCUAGAGCAAGAUCAGAAAACAAAACUUAUCAGUGACAAGAGAAAAACUGUUACGCAAAACCCGUCUCCUGGAAAUGUAACUGCAAUACUGACUCGCAAAUCAAGCCUAGAGCAAGAUAAGAAAACAGCAAUGACCAGUGAAAGGAAAACACCUCGAGAUAAGAAGGCUAAUGCUCGUCCCUGUCAAACCGGACCAUCUCAUGAAAACAACAUAUCAGCAUCUUUCCGUCAAACCCAGUUGCAUGAUAGCAAAAUAAAGCCGCUUCCGGUGCUUCAAAAACAGCAGUUGCCAGAAAACAAAACAACGUCGCAGCCUAGGGGUACAACACAGCUAUUGAUUGAAAACAAAAUGACGACGCAACCGAUGCGCCAAACAAAUCUAUUGCUUGAAAACAAAAUGACAGUUCAACCGAUGCGCCAAACAAAUGCAUUGUGUGAAAACAAAAUGACGGCGCAGCCGAAGCUUGAAGAAUCACCAUAUUCUAAAAUGCAAAAUAUGACAACUAACUCUCAAACUAAACUACAUAAUGAUAUGUGGCUGCACGGUGUUAAUAAAUGGUAUGAAGGCUUAGAUGCUUACGCUGCGACAAAUAAAUGUUUAAAUAAAAUACCGACGCAACAUGAACUAAAUUUUCUAGAAAUUAAUGAUGACAAUAGUAGUGUUAUUGCAAUUACAGAAGGUAUGCAAAAUAACGACAUAGCUAGAACUAAUGUAAUCUCGGAUAUAAAUAUUCAUAGUACAUCUAGGGAGCCUCAAGAAACGGAAAAAAUGAUUGGUCGUAGCGAUGACAAUAUAACCAGGGCCAAUGAAAACUUACGUGAUGAUGAAGAAUGUGAUAUAAUUUUAAGAAAAAAAUAUCGAGAGAGAGUAGGUCGUUCCUUGACAGUGCCUAAUUUAACCUCAAUUAAUCCCAGGAAUAUUAGGCCGAUGACAAUAGGCACCAUUCCUUCACCUGUCAAUGGACCUUCUAUUAGUGUUAAAGAUAAAGAUGAUGUUAAUUUUUUAGAGAAUAAUAAUGUUAAAAAUAUUUCUAUAGUAAACAAAGUUAAUGAGCAAACGAAGACUGAGCAAUGUGAUAGCACCAAAGAUAUGGUCGUGUCUAACGCGGCGAAAUAUUUACCUAAACGUGAUAGCAUUAAAAUUAUUACAAAUAUUAAUAAAAAUGACAAAAAAAUAGAAGAUUGUUCACCAAUAAAAUUCGAAUUACGCACACAAAAGCAAAUAGGUAAUUCAGAAUGUUCAUCAAAGAAAGAACAGUGUGUUACAUUGAAUAAACCUGAAAAAAAACCCGAUACAUGCGACGGUAUAGAAUUGGUAGAAAUUUCACAAUGCGAUAAAAACGUGAAGAUGGAUUCAUUUUCUCAGUAUUAUUCUAAACAGAAAAAAAUAUUUGAAAUGUUAAAAGAAACUGAAAAUGAAAACUGCUGUUUAACAGAAUUAAAGGACAUGGUUUCUGAUCAACAAUGUAAAAGCAAGAAUUCAUUUGAACAAUACAAUUUUGAACAACAAAAUUUACUGAAAUUGUUAAAACACCAGGAUUGCGAAGUAUAUGAAGAAGUAAAUGAGUGUAAUCAACAGGAAGAUGCAGAUGUUGAUAACAAUGUAGCAAACAGCGAAAAACUAACAUCGUCAACAACGAACAUCAAUAAAGACAAAACAUCUUCUAUAGACAGGACUUCAAAUGACAUUAUCAUAAAGUUAAACACACAACACAAGAAACCCGACGACGAAGAUUCACGAGAUCAUCUUAUACUAGCAGAACUGCAGCAUAACGCUUAUGUUUUCCUAACAAUGCCUAACCGCUUUUUCCAAACAAAUAACAUAGACAAAAAAUCAGUACAUAUUCGAGAAAUACAAAAUGACGUCUCUGAAAAUAGAGAAGUCCGAAGCGCUCCAAAGAAUUCCAAAAGGGGGAAAGAUAAAACAGUUGGACUAUCUGAAGCGAAAAAAAGAGAGAACAUCAAUAGAACAGCCCUUAAAGUGCUUCUGUUCGAAAAGAACAAAAGGGAUUCUAUCAAAGCAGAGGCGUCUUCUGAGGCCAAUAAAGAGGUCGAUUCUGCUAUACCGUUUAGUUGCAUCACAACACCGGAGGUUGUGUCCAGUUGCAACACGACAUCCUCCACUUCCCAGACGGCAGUCGCUGUUGAUCCCAAGCCUCGUAGCGUGAUCUCAAGCAGCUUCAACGGGCUGUCCCUCUCGCGGCCCAACUACGGCUCCACGGCGUCCACGGCUCCCGACGAGUACAAGGUGCCUAUAUUCACUGUGCACUACCGUUUACAGAAAUCUCUAGAUGAAAAUGGCAAUGCAGUACAAGGAUUCAGUUCACCCAUCUCGGGGUCUAGUCAGCACAAGAAGCCCAGACGGAAAAAGUCUUCCAAGAACGAAACUGUGAUCACGUCGCACCAGAUCGACGGCUACCAAGGCAACAAGGACAUCAACGAGGUUCUGCGUUUCAUCGAGUCGAACGCGGAACACGGUCGCGGCGCCAAGCUCGGCCGCGCCAAACACAAGGACGACUCCGACGAUAAAAGUGGCAAGAAACGCUCCUCUGAGCGCCGCAAGGACAAAGAGAGCAAGGUGAAGCGCGCCUCCUCGCUCGAGGAGCUCUCGCGCACCAAGCUCGAGGAUCUGACGGACGCGCGCGAGCCGCCGCGGCGCCACGACCGCAAGCCGCGCCCCGACAACAAGGCCGAGCGCCGCUCCUGGGGUGACGACGCGCGCGACUCCUUCUACUACCCCGCCCCAGCCAGCGCGCCCGAGCCCGACGCCGAGCGCGAGCCCGACCACGACCACGAGCCCGACCCUGAGCCCGAGCCGCCCGCCCUCGUCGACGUCGCGCCCGAGCCCGCCACCGAGCUCACCGACUUCCAGACCGUCACCAAGCGGCGGAAGCCGCGCCGCCGCGCCGACGACACCGAGCGGGAGCCGCCCCGCCGCCCGCGGCCGCCGAGCCCGCGCGCGCGCCGCGAGUCCGCGCCGCCCUCCGACCGCAGCAACGACUCCAACGACGACCUCGACUCGGUGCAUUCGCUGCCGCCGCCCCCUCCGCCGCCGCCGCCCGCGCCCCACGCCUCGUACGCGGACAUUGCGCGGACCCGGCACAACAUCCCCGACCUCAUCGAGUCGUGCAACUUCUACGCGGAGGGCGAGAGCGCGACCGUGCGGCGCGCGGUGGAUGCGCCCGCCACCGCCGGCGACGCGGACGGGUACCCGGCGCUGGGCGGCGGCGGCGGCGGGGGCGGAGCGGGAUGCGGGCGAGGCGCGCGCGGCAAGCCAGCGGCUCGGCGCGAGCGCAAGGAGCGCGCGCCCGCCGCCCCGCCCGCGCCCGACUGCCCCGCUCCCGACGUGCUGGGCGACCGCCGCCCCGCCGUCAUCCUGCUAGACUCGGCGGCGCGGCCGCGCGACAUGGACGGCGUCACGUUCGGGUUCGACAUCAACGAGCAGCUGCUGGGCGCCGGCGCGCGUCGCCCGCGCUGCGACCUGGUGCGCGACGCACUGGACGCGGGCGCCGCCGCCGCCGCCAGUACUGCGACCGAGGGGGAGGCGGAGGCGGUGACGGAGAGUGUGACGGCGGGCUCGGCUCGCGUGGGUGUGGCGGUGGCGGUGGUGGCGGGCUGCACGGCGCUGCGGUACGUGCCGCCCGACCCGCCGCCCGACACGCACCACCUGCACCAGAUCAUCGACUAUGUCGGCAAUGCGUGGGAGGAUGUCGUCCGUUGCGGGGCCGGCAAGAUUCGCUACUUCAGCGAGUAGAGGAGACUCGCCAGAGACGUCCAGUGUAACAAACAUACGACUUCUUCUACGCGAGUGCGUGUUUUAACUGUGUCCAAGUGUUCAGUGACAGUGUGACAACCAACCCUAGCGGGAAACGGGAUCCGUGCGCAUACAACCAAACCAAUAAGGCGCUGCGCCGGCGCCUCAACGAAGUCUGAGAUUACACGAUCUAACUUAGUGGUUUCGCUGUGAUUAAAAGUAAUUUUGUUUUUAACGCUUUACGAAUGAAUAUUAUAGGUGACGUGAACGAACUACCUAAGCAUUUAAUAUGUAAACUUGCGCUUAAAAAACUUAAAUGAAAAAAUUCAAUAAAAAAUCGUUAUUUAGUCAUUGUGGAGUAAUGUUUUGUUUUUUUAUAUUGCGGCCUGACACUGAUGUAUGUAAUUGCGAAAGCUUAUAAGUUAAAAUUUGUGUUUGUAUUUAAAUUGCCUACAUUUGAAUUAUUGAACGUCAGUGAGGAUUGUGUGAGUGGCGGCGAGUUCGGUCGUGUCAGGCUCGCGGCACGUUUUGUUCCGAAUCCAAGAAGGCAUGUAAUUAUUUGUUUCUGUUGAUGUUUAUCAUGCUUGAAUUUUGUUAUAUAAUCACAAAUAUUUGGUAAAUCUUCUGUAACUAGCUACAUACCUAUUUUGUUAUGUAUUUUUAAGUUUUACCAGAUUGUAAUUGUAAAUAUAAAGAUCUUUAAGGUUUAACUGGCCAUAUGUUCAUAUGGAACGUUGUCAUCUCAUUUCGUCAUGUCCUCAUAUUUUUGUAGUGAUUAAAGUUUCGUCUACUUAUUGUAAUAAAUUAAAAUCUUGAUGUCCAUAGUGUUUAAAAGUAAGUAAAUUGUAUAAAUUACUCAUUUUAAAGAGACAUAUUUUAUCACAGAACAAAACAAUUUUAUUUCAUUGGUGUUAAUUAAUUAAGAGAAUUAUGCUAUGUUUAAAAAUUACACUAUAGCUAAUAAUAAAAAAGCAUAAAAAUUAUUUGUUAAUAAACAAAAAAAAUAUAAAAAUAAAUAAUUUUAAAGUGAGAACUUGACCAAAUGGGGUGGAAUGUUUGAAGCUAAUACAAAUGAAUAAUCCUAAUAUUAAUUAAGUAUAGUGUGUAAAUAUAAAAAUUCAAGCAAAUUAAGGGAGUAACAAUAUCAGUUUGUGCCUUCAGCAGUUUUUCAUCAAAGUAAGAAUUUCAGAGUGUACUGAUCAUCCAUUACAAACUCUUUCACUCUGGAAAACCAAGCUUCUUUAACAUAGAAAAGGGACUGAAAGAGAGUUAUAGAGAUUGCGCAUAGAUGUAGUUACUCCCUUUCUGAUUGCGGAGGAUGUUACACAUUGUAAAAUAAAUCUGAGAGGCCCGAGAGGCCAUACGACCACACGUGAACUAUGAGUGUCGUACAAACAGCCACACUUCAAGUUGCCAUCAACUAUCAAAUUUUCUCAAUAUUUUGUAAGCAAUUUAGAGCUCAAAGUCAAUUGGAGAAAUUUGUCAUUUUGGGCAACUUGAUCUGUGGCUGUCCGUACUUAAACCGCACGUCGUGUGUCUCAAAACAUACGCUAAUACCCGCGAGCUGCAUUCACGCAAGUUUCAUGUAGUUCGUAAUCCUUCUUUGGCACUAUGUAUAAGAGAAUCAUAGGUGGAGCAUAAACGACUUUUUAUCGAUGUUCAUGUCAUUCACAUGAAUCAAUAAGACACUGAGAAAUAUGUGGAGUCAAAACUUGAAAAUAUUACUUACAUAAUUGCUUUCUAGAUUUAAGUAUAUCUUUAUUGCACAAUGAAAAUAUACCUGUUUUAGUUUUCAAUAAAAUGACCACAUUUUAAACGGUAUGGCUACCUCAUAGAACAGUGGCUCCAUCUAUGCUUAGUUCUGUCUCAAUCUCAUAACACUGUCCAAAUGUUCAAUUUUAAAAACUAAUUGUCUCAAUGUUGUAUAUUAUAAAAUAUUUGAUGUUGAUGGACAUAAUGCUAGUCGUGUUUGAAUGGUAUAAUAAAAAGGAAAAUUAUCUGCUUUGACAAAUACAGAGUAAUGAUAUUUUUUUGUUGUUAAUGGUUCAUUCAUUCUAUAUACGCCAAUCAUAAAAUUAAUAGUUGUGGUCUAUUUGUGUGAUUUUGAUUGUCGAAACAUUACCAACUGUACAGUGUGGUAAAUACUGACAGUAAAUUUCUAGAAUAUCUGAAGUGAUUUAAGUUUGAAAAAAUAUUAAUUUUUCUUUUAAAAUUGCAUUGCACCGAAAAUCCUAUUAUAUGAAGUAUAUAAUUUGAUGGUCACUAUGUUUUAUUUGCAUUUAUAAAUGUGACAGUUUUAAUUCACUAAAAUGUAAGUACAGGACCACAGCUGAUAUUGUAAAUAUAAUAAUGUACAUUUAUUUCAUUUUGAAAGAGAUGUCUUACAAUUUUACAUUGUCGUGAUUGAUGUAAUUAUACUGGAAGGACGCUCAUAUCAAAGGUAUAGAAAUAUUAUUUAUUAUUAUUUCUUUCCCUUGUAAAAUAUGUAAAUAGAUGUUCAGAAAAUUGUUUUUCGGUUUUAUCAUUUUUAGUGCGUAUUAGAUGUUGUAGAUGGAAGAUCUCUGGGUUUUGAUGUUGCGACAAUAUCUGUACGAAUGCUAGCCUACUCUACUAUCUGUAAGAAUGUCUGUUUCUUUGUUAUCUACUAUUGAAAGGGAGCUAUUCAACAUGGUUUGCGCAUUAAAAUUUAAUAACUUCAAUACAAUCUUUUCAAAUACUAUUAUUUUAGUUCACAUUUAUUAACAGUUGCAUUAGUCAUACUUCACUUUAUUCAAGUAAACAGUGACAUAAUAAUUCUGUUGAACAUUUAUGCUCUGAAAACAGAUAAUUGAAUUAGGUCUCAGUAAAUUUUGAUUUUCAAAGCUAGUGCCAAAUAACAAGCGACAUCUACAAGCUCUAUGUAAAGUUUGCACUAAUACCUAAUAUUUUCUGAAGGGCAAUAUAUACCUAAGAAGAUUAACUAAUUCCUAAAGAACGCCCUAAUUAUGUGCAAAAACCUAUCGUAGUCUUCAUAUAUUUAUAUUCUAGCAAAAAAGCGUGAGAUCUUAUUACAUAUACUAUACUUAUAAAACUACAAAAUGUGGAUGAGCUAAAAUUCUCUCUUAAUAUAUCUAAGUAAUAUUGUCCAAAAGAGGAUGCUGUUUAGAAAAAUGGUUGGGCAAAGGCGAAGUGUAAAUGUAUAAAUAAAAUUAAUGCUGAAUUAUAAGGCUGAUUGUCUCAUUGUCUGAGUAAGUUUUACUCCUGGAUCACAUUCAGAGAACAAUCACUGUCUAUUAGAUGUCUCUGAUAUUGUAACAAAUGUGUGAUCUUUUGUUUUUAUUGAUCUACAUACUAUUUGCCAACAAUGUUUUUAUGUAUAAAAAAACUGCCAUGAGUUAUGUUCGUAUUUUAUCUUUCUUACUAAACAAAAAAGUAUGUGAUGGGUUCGAGCAUAGAUUCCAUAAAAUGUAAAUUAUAUUUAUAAAGAUCGUCUAUUUUUUGAAGUCAAGAUUAUCAUCAAGUCAUGUUACCUGCUUAAGUUUUGGACUGCACUUAAAUAAGUGUUGAUGGGAUCAUGAUUGUGUCGUUAUAUAUAGAGUUGCUUUUUCAUUUCAUAUUUUAUUCAGAAAAUGAGAUAAUUGCUCUGUAUCUUAUAAUAUUUAUAUUAAUAUGGAAAAUUAUUUAUCUGCUUUAUAUCUAACUAAACCUUACUAUAAUUUUACUUUUUCUUAUUCUAUUUGUACUCUAAUAUAAAAUUCAUAUUGGUCACAAAUCUUUUUUAUAUAAUUUUCUAACUUUAAUUGCAUUAUUUAAAAAAAUAUUUUACCUUACGAAACAUUCAAUAUCAAUCCUAAUAUUAAUCAAUGAAUAAGGUAAAAGUAAAAUUGAAGUAAUAUUUUAACUGUAAAAGAUUUUGUUUUAUAUAAACAUUAUUAUAACCAACUGCAAUUUACAGUUAUGUACUUUUUCAC